This is a messenger RNA of Phyllopteryx taeniolatus (common seadragon), 7357 nucleotides long. RefSeq names its product WNK lysine deficient protein kinase 4a (gene wnk4a). The transcript is spliced from 21 exons. Bases 1582 to 5613 code for a protein of 1343 amino acids. NCBI's taxonomy places the organism in Eukaryota, Metazoa, Chordata, Actinopteri, Syngnathiformes, Syngnathidae. Gene Ontology annotation, biological process: positive regulation of potassium ion import across plasma membrane; negative regulation of sodium ion transport; intracellular signal transduction. Gene Ontology annotation, cellular component: cytosol; cytoplasm. The record is from RefSeq and is a predicted model, not a curated record. Gene Ontology annotation, molecular function: protein serine/threonine kinase activity; ATP binding; potassium channel inhibitor activity.
CUCAUGUCGCGAGCUGUUCCCAAUAUUUUGGUUUGGUCAAUAAUGUGCUUGUGUCAAAUUUGUAGAACAACCAAUGUACAGUGUGUGUUGUGGUUGGUUGUUGUUUUUGGUCAAUUAUAAUUUUUAAAAGUCCCUGAAAAAGUACAAAUAUUGAACGUUUAAAUGAAAUGCUUAAUAAAUAAAUACAUUGUUUUAAUAAUGUAUUUAAAUACAUGCUAAAUGAAAAUGCCGCUUAAGGAAAAAAAACUAAAAUAUUGAAAUAUGACUUCAAACAAUAAGGCAGUUUAUUUAAUUAAACAUGAAUAAACUGACUUUAACAAGAUUAAACAAAUGUAUGUGAUAUUUAAAUAUUAAGGAUGCUUAAAUACAUUUAUACUGUAUAAGAAAAUAUCGACAAAUAUGAAAAUGAAAGGGCUAAGAAAAAAUGUAAAGUAUUUAAUAAAAUGUAAUAGAUCAAAUAAAGAAAUAACUAAAAACAUUUGAUAGAAAAAAAUCAUUCAAGACAUUGACUUUGUAAAAAAGUGGGAAUUUACUUAAAAUAUCAAGUAAAAGCUUAUAAUCGUUUCAUAAAAUAUUUGAAUAUUAAAAAUAACUGACUUAAUUUAAUAAGUUUAUUAACUAAAGAUGCUUAAUAUGUACAUAGGUAAAGGUCUAGAAAACGGCAUUUAAUGAAAUAUUUAAAUGAAUAUAAAAUAAAAUUAACAGUAAAAUGCAUUCAUAAAAUUUGAAUUAUGAAAAGACAGUUGAUAAGAUGUAUUCCAUAAAAUAAAAUAUGCUUUAGGAGUUAUUUAAAUAAAUUAAAUGGGCAGCUUGAUAGACUUAUUUGAUAUUAAAUUUGAAAAAAGCUGAAGAAAAAAAUUAUUUAAAUAUUAAACAAAAAAAAUCUAUUCAAGAAAAUGUUAAAAUAAGACGAUAAUAAAUAUUAAGAUUAAUAAAAAUAGAUUUGUAAAAUAAUUGAUACUAAACAGAAGAGGACAAAGUCACAAUGACAAUAAAAUGUAUUUAAUAAAAUGUAAAUGAAUAUUCAUGAAUAAGGAUGCUAAUAGAUAAAUACUUGGGCAAUAUGAAAUAAUAUACUCAUAAAAAGCCAAUAUCUAAAUGAUACGAUUACAACAAUAAAAAUGGAAACUGAACAUUAGCAUAUUUGGUGUUAGUGGUGGAGAUGUACCUAAUGGUAUGGUCUUUGGAAAAGUUGGGUAAAACGAUGAGAUCAGCACGCUGGGCAUGUUCUGUUCGCCUGUGGGGGGUGAUCGAGUGGAUGCUAUUGUGUGUACGUGUGUGUUGCAGAUAAGAACAUAUUCAGCGCCUCCUUGCGGUAAGUCACCGAAGUGAGUGUGGAGGAGGAGAGAGAGCGUACAGGGGGCGGAGCUAGCGGAAGGGCGCGCUCUCGAUAUAUCGUGCUGCUCUCACAGUUAUGCUCAUAUAUGCAUUUCAUGCACCUCCCGGUUGUAUCUGCAGGUCUUGGCUGAGUACUCCAGUUGAAAACGAACUUGGACUAUUUCACAGCGAGGAAAAUGUGUUUUGACACAGCUUGAGGAGCAGGCACCAUCAAGUCCAGAGCAAGAGCUGGCCAGGUGCACCAUGUCACACGCCCAGGUGGAGAUCCCCGGAUGCGGCUUUCCGGGCCUACAGCCGCAUGUCCUGGGCACGCGCCGCAACUCGUACGGCCUGCACAAGAUCAGCGUGGACGUGGACUCGCCCCUCUUCAGCGGCGCCCUGUCCAAAGCCCUCUCCUGGUCGGCCGAGAACAUCCUCAGCCUGCCCGAGUCCCGAACCGAGGAGGAGGAGGAGAAUGAGGAAAAAGCCCGGGACGCCGCGCUCCCGGGCAGCCCCCAUCCGGAUGUCGCCUGCUCCCCUAGCGAGUCGGACGGCGAGCCGGCACAGAGAAAAGGGCAGCGUGUGUCGCCUCACAUGAACUUUGACCCGCGGUGGGAGGAGGAGAAGGAGGACGUGGAGACCAAAGCAGUGGCGACGUCGCCUGAUGGACGCUACCUCAAGUUCAACAUCGAGAUCGGGAGGGGGUCCUUCAAGACCGUCUACAAAGGCCUCGACACAGAGACCACGGUGGAGGUGGCCUGGUGCGAGCUUCAGACUCGUAAGCUGACCAAGGCGGAGCGUCAGCGCUUCAGUGAGGAGGUGGAAAUGCUGAAGGGCCUCCAGCAUCCCAACAUCGUACGCUUCCACGACUCAUGGAAAUCGUCGGUGAAGGGCCAAAAGUGCAUCAUCCUGGUGACGGAGCUCAUGACGUCUGGCACGCUCAAGACCUAUCUAAAAAGGUUCAAGGAGAUGAAGCUGAAGCUGCUGCAGCGCUGGAGCCGUCAGAUCCUGAAGGGUCUCCACUUCCUGCACACGCGCACGCCUCCCAUCAUCCACCGAGACCUCAAGUGCGACAACAUCUUCAUCACUGGGCCCACCGGCUACGUCAAGAUCGGUGACCUCGGGCUUGCCACGCUCAAGAGCGCCUCUUUCGCCAAAAGUGUGAUCGGAACGCCAGAGUUUAUGGCCCCGGAGAUGUACGAGGAGAAGUACGAUGAGGCGGUGGACGUCUACGCCUUCGGCAUGUGCAUCCUGGAGAUGGCCACCUCUGAGUAUCCCUACUCUGAGUGCCAGAACGCAGCACAGAUUUACCGCAAAGUCACCAGCGGCAUCAAACCUGACAGCUUCUACAACGUGAAAGUGCCGGAGCUCAAGGAGAUCAUUGAAGGCUGCAUUCGCAUGAACAACGACGAAAGGUACACCAUCCAGGACUUGCUGGAGCACCCCUUCUUCCAGGAGAACCACGGCGUGCACGUGGAGCUGGCCGAGGAGGACGACACGCUCAAGUCGGGUCUGAAGCUGUGGCUGCGCAUGGAUGACACCAAGAAGCUUCACGGGAAGUACAAAGACAACAACGCCAUCGAGUUCCUCUUCGAGCUGUAUAAGGACGUCCCUGAGGAGGUGGCGCAGGAGAUGGUGGUGCUGGGCUUCGUGUGCGAGGCCGACUUCAAGCUGGUGGCCAAGGCCAUCCGGGACCGGGUGACGGCCAUCAAGCGGCAGCGGGAAAAGAUGAGGCGGCAGGCUGAGGAACAGAGGCCACGUUCAUCCUCUCCGCAAGUUGGCGAGGUCGCGACCGCCGAGUCCCCGGCACCCCCAGCCCCCGUGCCAUCCCCCCUCCUGUCCCCCGUCACCGGCUCGGCAGACUCCGGCGUCAGCUCCGGCUGCCCUGCAGAGCCGGAAGAGCCAGAGGCCAACCAGCACUUUCACAUCCGUCAGAACAGCCUCUCCUCGGCUAAUUCUGACUGUGAGACGGACGGCGACCUUAGCUACUCGGGUCUUCAGGACCCCCUCGAGGCCACGUCCCCCGCCUCCUACGCCCACUCCCCAGCCGCCGACGGCCUACCCAUCCCGGUCUUCCGCUUCCCCUCGAGCAUUGCUGUAUCUAACAACACGGAACCUGUCAAGCCAGGAUCUCCAAGCGGCUUCAACUCUCCUGGUGACAGCUAUGCCUCCGAUGUGACUUCCGGCCUGAGCGACGGCUACGAGGGCAUGACGGAGAAGAGCGAGAAAACGGUUGCUAGACGAACCGCUGCCAAGCUUUUUAGGCGGCGGGUACGCUCCAGGCUGCGCAUCACCGGGCUGUCCGACAAGGUGGACCGGGUGGUGGAGUGUCAGCUGCAGACGCACAACGACAAGAUGGUGACGUUCAAGUUUGACCUGGAUGGAGACAACCCGGAUGACAUUGCCGGCGUCAUGGUGCACAACGAGUUCAUCCUGCCAUCGGAGAAGGAGGGCUUCAUCUACCGCAUGGGCGACAUCAUCAAGCGGGCAGAGGCACUCAUGGCCAAAGAGCAGCCAGUGCACCCUAGCGGGCAACGCCCCCCUCAGCCUGCCUUCCACAGCACAGCCAACCCACUGUCUUCCUCCCAGCCGGAUCUGCAGAGUCAGAGCCUCCCACGAGCUCACUUCUCCUCCUCCCUGCCCGACUUUGCUGUGGCUAACUCGUGUGCGGAGGUAGGCGGUUCGCAUCCACGUGCCAACGGCGACGUCUUCACUCCAGAUGGGAUUUUACCUGGGCGACCGCUUGUCCGCUCGCAGUCGUUCCACAAUGCACCAGGGUCUCCUCUUGCUUACCACCACACCGCCUCCCUCCUGCCACACUACCACGUGCCCUACAUGGGUAGCUUCCCGUUCCAGUACCCCGCCUCGCCGGGUUCCCCCAAACCAGGGCCUGUGGCGAUGGGUGGGCUCCAUCCACCUCUCGCCCGCGUGUCCAGUAGCCCCACCUUUCCAUCUAUUCCUUCCCCGGUACCGCCGGGCUCCCCGAACCUCCUUAAAGACAGCGAGAGCCCACCUGGGCUGCCACCCCAGCCCCAGCAUCCCGGCAUGUGGCCCCCGCACAGCCAGCCCCUGUUCUCACUGGCCAACGUCAUCUCCAUGGCCAUGAGCAUGGCGCAGUCGUUCAUCCCUCCCGCCCAGCAGGGGAUGCCCUCCUAUGGGGGCUUCCACCCUCAGUCGGCAUACCCGUAUCCCCCGCAUUACCAGACCCCCACGCUGGAGGUGCCGUACCCCUUAAACGUCUACCCCAGCCCGGGGAACACGCCACCGACGGACGGAUUCCCUCAAGGUUGUCAGGACACCUGUCCCACUACCCCACCACAAACUCCACUGCAGCAGACCGAACCCUCCACUCCCCCAGGCCGACUUCAGGAGGGCCCAGUCCCUGUACUAUCCCAAGUGCCCGGUUCGACCUCGUUGUUGGAUCUAUCACCCUCGACAACGGACAGUCCGGAGAGCACCUUAUCAUCCAUCAGCACUCUAUCUGAACUGAACACCACAAGCCCGAUGACCCAAAAAGUGUCACCAUUGAGCUCCUCAGGAGCUCCAUCUGCUGCGGUGACGGUGGGGCGUUUCCAGGUGUCGCCCAGCGCCGAGGUGCCAGGCCUCGCCUCGCUGUCGCAAGGGCGCGCGAGCAGCACCGAGGAAGGGCAGGGCGAGUCGGAGACUGGUCUGGGUGCCUCCCUCACCAAGAGGAAGAUGGAAGAGGAGGAGGCGGUAGAGGAACGGCCAAAGGCGAGGAGACGCGGGCGGAGGCGGGCGCGCAGCCUCAGCCUGAUGGGCAUGUCCGCGGACAGUGGGCUGUCGGUGACGGCGCCAGAUUCGGAAGGCCGGCUGUGGGACGGUGCCUCCGGCAGCCCGCAGUACGGCAAUGCACUCCACCACCUGUGGACCAUGAACUACAGCCACAACUCCUCCUACCUGAGCAGCGACGACUCGGACAGCGACGAUGACGAAGACAUGCUGGACGAGCUCCAGGAGCUCCGAGAGAAACAUCUGUCGGAGGUUCAGGAACUGCAAGCGGCUCAGAAGCAGGAGAUCGAGGAUCUGUACGAAAAGAUGGGCAAAGUCCCGCCACCUGGCAUUGUUUCCCCGGCCGCCAUGUUGUCCAGCCGCCAACGACGCCUGUCCAAAGGCGCGGGGGGCUUCCCGCCAUCACGUCGGAAUAGCCUCCAGCGAUUGGACAUGUUGCCGAUUCAAGGUAUUAUCAGAAGAAACUCUCUGGGAGGAAGCAGCAGCAGCUCCCAGGACAAACCCAGCAAAGGCAUCACUUUCGCUUCAGACAUGAGUAGAAUGUAAGAAAAUUCUAAGCGAGCAAACGCUAAACAUCUGGACUACCUCAUCCAACGUCGUCACGAAGAAGGAAACGGUUGGGAGGUGGGGGGAAUGACAUUCAAACGAUACUCCACCACCCCCAACCCCAACCGAGUAUGAGGGACUUUCCUUUGUCACAUGUUGGGAAUAACAAUGUCAAUCCUGAGUGAAGAACUACAUGAGUUGAUUCCACGCUGCCACAGCUAUCCAUUUGCAUUGUACAGUAAACCAUGUUUUUUUUUUUCCGUUUUGUUUUGACGCCAGCCAUCUUGUGCCAGGCAGAGAUAACAGAAACUGCAAGAUGGCUGAAGACAAACAGUUGAAAUGCACAGCCCUCCGCCAAGGAGCGAAUCACCACAAUUUUGGAUGCACAUCUUUGUCGCAUGAUAGAUCGCUGUUUCUGGACAAGACCCAAAAGGCAACAACAACAAAAAAAUCUGUUUUUAAAAUGCGAUACGUUCUUUUAAAACUGGGGCAGCAUGGUGAGCAAGUGGUUCGCACAUCUGGGUGUCCUCCCACGUUCCCAAAACAUGCAUGUUAGGUUCUUUGAAGACCCUAAAAUAUCCAUAGGUGUGAACGCCUGUCUAAAAGUGCACUGUGAUCGGCUGGCAACCACUCCAUACCAGACUACUCCUGCAGGUGGCGCUAAUGCAUGAUAGAAAUUGGGUUAUCGCAAUAAGCAAACUACUUUUUUCUUGUCUGUUGGCUUUUGGUCUUGUCAUUAUUUAUUUAUUUUUAUUUUCAAACCUCAUCAAAAUUCGAAGCGUGGAAAUCAAGGUUGUUAUAUUUGCAUUAUUUCUCAAAAAUUUAUUGGGUCAUUGCCCCAAGUGCAACAGGACUGUAACAGCAAAACCUUGACACUUGUCAUUACUGAAAAUAUUUUAAAAUGCAAAUAUUAAAAUAAAAUGACAUUUAAGUGACACACAAAUGAUAAUGUGUUAGUGGUCACAAACCUGACUGCCUGAAUUUAGUCAUUCAUUCACUAGAAUACUUGAAAAUUCAAAAUUUAGCCCCAGGUAUUUUUUCCUCCUAAAAUAUGAAUCCUUCUCAUAAUGGCAUCAGUAUGAUAUUCCCCUUUGCACCUUUUUAAUAAGGAUUUCUUCACUGAUUGGCUGGGUGAAAUCACACUUCUGCAUUCCUAUCAUCUUACCAAAUAUAGUUGAGCUCAAUAGCAUUCAAAAUCAAAGAGGAAAUGGGGAAAAAUCGAAUUUUUGUGUGCUUUUAAUGUUCACGCUCCUUGGUGGAGGUAAUCGAGUCAGUAUAAGAUGGAAAUACAAAUUUCUAAUAUGUAAUUCUACUUCUGGCUUCUGCUUGUACGUGUAUAUACGGUAGAGUGCAUUUAUAGACUGUUUACACAAUUACUUGUGCAACAAACAAAAUACAAAUAUACAUUAUUUUAUUAGGAUAGAUCAAUCAAGCACCUCAUGCACUUUAGCUUUUUCAUUUAUCAAUUGUCGGUCAAAUGGUAUUCAUUUAUAAAAAUAAAACAAGGGAGAAUGUCCAAGCUGGCAAUGUGCCUUAAAAAAAAAUCAUUCACACUGGACAUUUGAGAAAAAAAAAAGUAUCAAAUAAUAUAUUGAAAGAUUUGCAAAAUAAACAAUGUGCAAUGUAGAAUAAGUGUUUCCAAUAAGCUGCUGCCAUCUGUGCCUUUUCCUCAAGGUCUUAUUUUGUAUUUCUCCUCAUCUAUAAUGGAUUUCCCAGCUCAAUAAAUAUAAUUUUUAAAAAUUAA